AGGUCACUAAGAGCACGUAAAAAUGGGGCAGAAACUGUUCGCCAUUUUAAUUGUUCUCGGUUUGUCGAUAAGUCUACCGACAAGCAACGCAGCGUCGCGGCCAAUCAAAAUUGGCGCAGUCUUCCACGACGGCGACGAGGAGUACGAGGCAGCGUUUCUGAAGGCGGUCCACGAGUCGAAAUUCGAGCACGUUGCGCCCGCAUUCGAACUGAAGACCGUUAUAAAGCACGUGAAGGUUAAUACCGACAGCUUCAAGACAGCACGCGCUGCGUGCGAGCUCAUCGAGGAAGGCGUAGCCGCAAUCUUCGGCCCAUCCAGCCCUCAUACACAAGGAAUCGUGGCGAGCACCGCUGCACGUUUCGACGUCCCGCAUAUCGAUUAUUUCUGGCGACAGAACGAGGAACUGCCGGCUGACCAGGAUACGGACAAUCCGGCGCCGAUGACCAUUAACGUGUAUCCCGACAGCGAAAUUGUCGGAAAGAUGCUCGCCGACGUAGUGGGGUCCAUGAAAUGGGGCACGUUCGCAGCCAUUUACCAAACGAACGAGGGCCUCUCGCGAAUCAGACAGGCUCUGACGUUGAAAAGGAACAAGGACGCUGUGGUCACGAUAAGACGGAUCGGCGAAGGAACGGAUUUUCGACCUGUUCUGAAGGAGCUUCGAGCUCUAGGCAUCAGCAACGUGCUCGUCGAAGUUGAACCGAAGAACAUCGUAGACGUGCUCUAUCAAGCGAAAGAGGUCAAACUGCUGGCGGAUUACUGUAACUUCCUCAUUACAUAUCUGGACUCCACGAAGCUGCCCUUGUCGAAAGUACGGAAUCACACCAUGGCCAACAUCACCGGGCUCAGCGUGAGAGAGAAUGACGUGGACGGAAUUAAUUGGGUGGAAUCAGCUGUCCUUUACGAUUCUGUGUUCCUGUUUUACAACGCGCUGGAAGCCCUGAACGCGAGGAACAAGGACUGCGAGGAGCCUGUAACUAUUGACCCAGUACCGCUCUCUUGUGAAGAUAUAGCGAAAUACAACGCAGGUCCCAACAUUACCAACCUUAUGCGCGAGUUGUCGAAGCAUGGUAAAAUGACUGGUCCGAUAAAGUUCGACGAAAAUGGACGUCGCACAUAUUUCAACGUUCGCACCAUGGACGUGAGGCAAGAAAAUAGCGUUCAAACCGGAUAUUGGGAUCCAGAUGGGCUUCAUAGGAUUGGCUCUGAAGAAGAUCGCGAAAAAUAUUUAUACAAAUCUAUCGAACAGAAGAAGUUCAUAAUCAGUACCAAAGUGGGUUCACCAUACACAAUGGAAGUCACAGACAGCGCAACUCGAGGUAUCCUGAUCGAUCAAACUCGUUACGAGGGCUUCUGUAUCGAUCUAAUCGACGAAAUUGCCAAGCUGUUGAAUUUUAAAUACGAAUUUGAAUUAGUACCUGACGGGAACUACGGUACAUACAAUCCAGAAACAAAACAAUGGAACGGUCUUAUCAGACGUUUACUGGAUCGCGAUGCUGAUCUCGCGAUUUGCGACCUAACAAUCACCUACGAGCGUGAAAGCGCGGUCGAUUUCACGAUGCCGUUCAUGAAUCUAGGUAUCAGCAUUUUAUUCGGCAAGCCCGAGGAGAAGGAGCCCGACCUCUUCUCGUUCCUGUCGCCGUUGUCUACCGACGUCUGGAUUUACAUGGCGACUGCUUUCUUAGCAGUUUCGAUAAUGCUGUUCCUCCAGGCUAGAAUGGCUCCAGGCGAAUGGGACAAUCCGCACCCGUGCAAUCCGGAUCCGGAGGAAUUGGAAAACAAUUUCAACUUAAAUAACUCGAUGUGGCUCACCGUCGGCUCUGUCAUGCAACAGGGCUCCGAUAUACUUCCCAAAGCACCGUCGAUUCGAAUGGUGGCUGGCAUGUGGUGGUUCUUCACGUUGAUUAUGGUAUCCUCGUACACCGCCAACUUAGCUGCGUUCCUCACGGUAGAUAAAAUGGACACUCCUAUCAAAGGAGUGGAAGAUCUAGCGAAACAGACGAAAAUAAAAUACGGCGCUGUUUCUGGUGGAUCCACAUCUAGCUUUUUCAGGGAUUCAAAUUAUUCAACAUAUCAACGUAUGUACGCGGCGAUGUUGGAAGCGAGGCCGAGCGUCUUCACGAAGACCAACGAGGAAGGUGUCGAACGUGUACUCAAAAAACGCGAUUACGCGUUCCUAAUGGAGUCAACCACGAUCGAGUACAGGAUGGAACGGCAAUGCGAACUGGACAAAGUCGGAGGACUCAUUGAUAACAAAGGAUACGGAAUUGCUUUGCCACGAAACUCCCCGUACAGAACGCCCAUAAGCGCCGCGAUAUUACAGUUGCAAGAGAAAGGCGUGCUGCAGGACCUGAAGAAAAAGUGGUGGCAGGAACGAGGGGGUGGUUUAUGCGCGGCGAAAGACACGGAGACGACGAAUUCGAGUGAAUUAGGGUUGGCCAACGUCGGCGGUGUAUUCUUGGUCCUUCUAAUCGGAUGCUCGGGCUCGUUUGUCAUCGCCAUCUGCGAAUUCCUCUGGAACGUGCGAAAGGUCGCCGUGGAGGAGAAGGUCACUCCAUGGGAGGCGCUGGUAGCAGAAUUGAGAUUCGCCGUGAACAUUUGGGCGGAGACGAAGCCUGUUAAAAUCUCAAAAAGCAGCGGCACGAGUUCGAUGGAGGACGGCAUCGGCCGGGCCGCGUCCACUGCUCGCUCUAUAGUCGGCUCCUUCCUUCGACUGGACAUGCUAGACAAAUUCGACAAGGAUAACAAUACGAACGAUCGCAGCGACGAUCGUAAGAUCAACUGAAAUUGCGUUGGGUCGUCCCGCAUACUUUCACCGAAUUCACUUUUGCACAGCGGAACGAAAGUGAGAUGACCGUUACUGCUGGGCUGCGCAUUCUUAUGCAAAUACGAACUUUAAUGAACUAGUUUAUGGAAACUGGAGUUGAAUAUUUACUUCUCUUAUUAUGGAUUUCAUUGGUGCAACCGUAAUGUAAGAAUUGAUUUCAAUGUCGGUAUAUAUAUUUUGUUGGCUUCGACGCGAUUGUGGAUGCUGCGGCUGCAGGAAAUCCGCGUCCGGUUAUUAUUUUGAUCGACUCGAGAGAUUUAUUCUUCAGUUGGAUAACUCUUUGGUGAAUUAUCGUUUCAUUGCUGUGAUCCAAAUAAUCAAGAGUAAAAAUAAGAGUCUGUUUUCAAGAAAGCACACAUGUGGGAGCUGCUCUUGGAGAUUACUCUCGAGUGGAGACGUUGCAUUAGGUUGUUGCAUUUGAAAGGGUAAUUAUGUGUAUACAUAUAUAUCAUUUAUAUGGUUUGGUCUUUUUAACAAUUUACAUUUAGUUUUAUUGAAAUGAUGUAGUUUACCGUUUUCAUAGAUAAAUGUAUCAUGGAAUCGGUAUAAUGUAAUCAAUGCUAUUCUCUAAUUCGUUUGCAACGACGUAAUGUAAUCAUUGACUCGGAUACACUGUGGUCAAUGCUAUAUGUAGUCAUCAUUCACGGUGACUGAAUUAAUUCAGACAUUGUGAAUCGUUUUUCCUACUUUUAUAUCAUAGUAUUUCAAUAAUUGAUAGUGUGUUUCUGUACAAAUGAAGUGUAGCUAUAUAAUGUAAUGAUGUACAGUGAUCUUGGAUGAAUAUUUCAUUUAACUGCAGCAAUAAUUAAGUUAACAUACAAAGUGCACCAGAGGAGGCUCAAUUCUUUAAUUUUGUAAAUUAAUGACAUUCCUCCUGUUUAAAAAUGAAAAUUAUGAAUCAACUCAAAACCAUUAAUCCCAACAUCCUACUCCUCACUAAAUACACUCCUAUUCGCCAGAGUAUUAUCUAUUUUUGCAUCACCUUAAAUAACCAUUAAACUACAAAAUUAUGUACAUUGCGACCACAAUAUUAAUUGUAUUGAAUAAUAUAUAUUUAAUUUCUUUCUGCGUUGGUAGUAUUUUAACCACAAUUUACUCAUUUAAAUUCUAGCAUUUUAUAAUUAAAUUAUAAAAAGGUAACCAGAGGCAUUCAUUACUCAGCCGGUCAAAAAUAUAUUAAACUAAUUGUAGUAAUGUUUAAACG
Messenger RNA from Nomia melanderi (Alkali bee), 4028 nucleotides. NCBI's taxonomy places the organism in Eukaryota, Metazoa, Arthropoda, Insecta, Hymenoptera, Halictidae. The record is from RefSeq and is a predicted model, not a curated record.